Molecule: messenger RNA, 537 nt
Organism: Lactuca virosa
Lineage: Eukaryota; Viridiplantae; Streptophyta; Magnoliopsida; Asterales; Asteraceae
Source: the annotation of a GenBank genome assembly
AUGUCAUCUUCUUCAAGUAUCAAGAGCAUCAGAAGUAGAAGGAUAGUAAGGAAUGAUGGAGUUGAGUUGUGCAAGUGUAAUGAAGAAGCUCAUAUGUUUACAUCAUGGACUGCAAAGAAUCCUGGUAGAAGAUUUUAUGGAUGUCCAAAUUACAAGGAUGAAAGUAUGAAUUGCAAGUAUUUCAUGUGGAUUGAUGAUGAACUUACAAUCCAAAGGUACAAGGAUCUAUUCUUCAAUAUGCACCAUGAUAUGAAGGGUAUGGAAGAUGAGAUCAAAGAAUUAAAGUUAAAGUUGAAGAAAAAAGCAUGUUUGGAAUGUGAAGAACGAAGAGUAAAGUAUGUUAGGAUUGUGGUGUUCUUGGUAGUUGUCCUGACAUUGGUCAUCUUAAGUUCUUUUCCUAGAUCCGCCGUCUCCUUUCUCACUGGCAUGCUUCUUCCUGUUCACAGUAGGCCUCCCAGGCAUCCGCCUAGACAUAGGUGGCAAAGGUUUUUCAUAAGGAAUUGUUGGCCACAGGUUGCUACCAUUCAUAGGUUGUAA